This is a messenger RNA of Heterobasidion irregulare TC 32-1, 231 nucleotides long. RefSeq lists its product as uncharacterized. The transcript is spliced from 2 exons. NCBI's taxonomy places the organism in Eukaryota, Fungi, Basidiomycota, Agaricomycetes, Russulales, Bondarzewiaceae. The coding region runs from base 1 to 231 and encodes 76 amino acids. The record is from RefSeq and is a predicted model, not a curated record.
AUGAACCGUGCCAGCACUGUUGCCUAUCGUGACCUCAAGCUUCAGUCAUUUGGGGAAAUGCAAGUCGAUGUUUCUUUACGAAAGAAAGCACUUGAACAGGUAUGGGCUGCAACCGUCGCUAACGAGAUAACUGGUCGGAAGGGAACGGCCGGCCAAUGGCAGUCGAUUCAUGUAGCUCGUGGAAUGUCCUCUUCUAGAUUGCGCCAGAAUCAUCUGGAAUCUAACAUCUGA